GCUUUUGGUGUUUUUCCCCCCUCAAACUUUGAUCCCUCCGCUUCGUUCGCAAAAAAAAAGCGGCAUCUUUGCCUGUUCACAUCACUGUCGUUUAGCCGCAGAUUCUUCUGUUUUCCAUUUUUCUUCUUUUCUCCAUACAACUUCCGCUGUUAAAGCGCAACGACAGCGGCCAGGGAAGCACGGCAUUCGACAAGGAAUUGAAAUUCUCUGUCCUCUCUUUUUACUUUUCCUGUCCUGCGUGCGGCUAGCCCGUUUUUUUGCACGGUUUUAUUACUAUUGGCGUUCUCCCACCUUCUGAUUGGCGCCGCUUUCAUUGAAACUGUUUCUAUUAUAAUAAUUAUUUGUGUAAGCAGUGUUUUCUUUUACCUUUGUUUUCCGUCGUUCAUUUGCGCACCUCUGAGUCUAUCGCCUUAUCUAUAUUUAUUUAUGUUUACAUGCGCUUCUUACGUAGCUCUUCUAUACGCAAUCGGUCAUAUUCAUCCAUCGCUUUUCUUUCCUUCAUUUGUUUCAUCGCUCGUCAAAAGGAAAAAUAAACCCCGUGCUCCCCAUAGCACAAACGCACUAUACACACACACACACACACGCAACAAAAAUGUUUGGCCGGACCGCACAGACGCAGGAAGGGGACGCAGCCAGCGGCAAGGUCUACCCCUUCCGCGUAAGUGGCAAGAGCGCCGUCGUCAUGUCCGACUACCACAUCUGCAAGUAUGACGCCAUCCUCGGCGUGCUCGUCUGCAUCGGCGACGACGCUGACGUGCUGGUGCUCGGGAGAGAAAUGUGCCGCGAGCUGCUGCCGCUGCCGCGUGGGAUGCACUGGUUAGAUGCCUUUGUCUACACCGGCACCACGAGUUUCCUGGCGCUCUGCCCCGAGACUCUUCUCUGCAUGGACUACAGCGCUGGCGUGAGUGGCGACGGCGACAGUGCACUUCGCUGCGCUGGCCCCGGUGCGCAGUUCACCUGCCUGCACGUCGCCCAGGGACUGACCUGCGGGGUGGUGGGUCGGAAGGACGGGUGGGUCUCGUACUUCCGGCUUGACCCUGUGUCGAACAGCCCCGAGGUGCGGCCGCAGCUGCGCUGGACAGCGCUGGAAACCAAUGUGCUGAACUUCUGCCUCCCGUUUUGCGCAGCGCCGGGUGCGGUUCUCGACACCACGCCUGCCAGCCGCUCGAAGUUUUUUGCCGGUGGCUCCUUGCUGUCUAUUGACUCGUAUCCAAACAACCCCAAUGCCCUCAUCGGGGUGGUGGCGGGCGUGCCGGGCGUGUGCAAGUGGUACGUCGACGAAAACCGUCUCAGCUGCUUCUUCGACGCGCGCACCAUCGCCGACCAGCCGGAUGCGCUGCUCGCGACGUGCCGAGUCACCCCCGGUGGGGUCUACGUCGCCGCCGUCACCAUGCGCUGCACGAAGGUGUUGCUGUGGAACGAGAGCAAAAAGCGCCGGGACAAGGUGGCCGACCUGUACUGGGUGGUGGACCUCACCCAGCAGAUCACGCAGGGGGUGCCGAGCGUCCCUGGUGGUGGGAUGGAGGACGCGUUUGCAUACAACGAGUACCGCGUUGGCCUAAACAUGGCUCGCACCGCGCUCGAUGACAGCUUCCGCGCCACCAACGACAAGCACAGCCAGAUGUACCUCCUGUUGCAUGGCCAGCGCGACAUAUUGGAGGUGGUGGUCCGCCUCGACGACAAGCAGGUGAUGCGGCAGGACGCCAUUAUUGCUCACCUGAACGCGUACACCGCGCAGCACGGCGUGGAGGCGGCGCGGACCAAGAAGACGAGCAGCCCGACCGGAACCGGCGUGGCAAGCACGGUGGAGAACUAUUUCAACGUCUUCCAUGUGGAGCCGUGCGUCUUGUCGAACUACUGGACGAGUGGCUUGACCGAUGUAGACCUGGAGGCGCUUUUCGUCACCAGCGAAGACGGCCUCCGCCCCAUCCUGGCGAAGCGAAACCGCCAAACCGGCGGCAUCGAGAGCAUCCGCGAGCUGCGCGAGCUCAACGUGCAGGCGCCGUGGUACCCGCGCGCGCUGCUGCUGCGCCUGCCUGCGAACCAAAUCCGCGCCGUCUCCGAGGAGGCCCAGCGCACCGCGGUCGCUUCCAUUUGGGAGAAGAUGCUGCGUGGCGGCGACACGCUGUUGCGUCACGCGUUACCGGACGUGGAAGCGCGGGAGGAGACCAGCUCCGAUGUCGCGCAACUGUGGCGGCAGAGCGUGAUGGUGACCGUCACCGACGCCGCGCAGGCGGUCUGCCUCUCGCCGCAGUCGAACGAGGCCUUCAGCGUGAGCUCGCGUGCGCUGGUGAACUGCGUGCCAUGGUCAACGCUGGCGAUCGGCCAAGACCCGGAGGCGCUGGUGCUGGAGGCGGCGCUGCCCUCCCUCCGCUCCGUUUUUCUGCCGACGGAAAUUAUUCUUCGCGUGUACAGCACCGAGUCCAUCGUGACCGUCAUGAAGCACGACAUCCGUCGCAACACCGGCUCGCUGGCACUCGACCUGGACCGAGCCUCGCUGCAGCUCGACGGCCCAGGAGAGCCGAAGAGACGCAUGGUCCAGCAAGCCGUGCUCGUCAACGCGCGGCUUGAGCCGUCGAGGGUGACGAGCAAGGUGUCCGUCUUCAAGGAUGGCAAGUGCCUGCUGCUUCUGCUGGAGGACUCUUCUGUCGCGCUGGUGGACCUCGCCGGCAAAGGCGAUGACGGGCGGCCGUACAUGCUGCAGGUGCCCGCCGGCCUGCUGCCCGUUGGCGCCACCAUCGCCUCCCUCGAUGCGUUUUGGAUGGCGAACGCCGGCAACGCCGCCACCACGAACCUCACUGGGCUGCUCUGCCUUGCCUGCCUCUUCAAGGAUCAGAAGGGCUUUCUGCUGUGGAACUUGAGCGACAUGCGCAUGAUCACCUACUCUCACCCGGACUACGCAGCGGCGGCGACGCGGCUGGUGGUGACGGCCGCUGCCCAGCCUCCGCUGCCGAACCUGUCUGGCGAUGUGAAGACGUUCGACGUGACGCUCUCUGUCGCGGCGGCGAUGCAGACUGCUGGGGAGUAUGGCAGCCUCACCUUCUGCGAUGCCAUCGGCUCCGCGCUCUUCUCCCUCUCGCUGGCUUUCGGCGUUACGCAGUCGGCGGCACUGUGCUGGUGCUACCGCCAGAGCGUUGAAGAGGAAUGGGUGGCGCUGCCGCCGGCUGUCGCCGCAACGCGGCAGAUUGUGGUGCACUCGCAGGUGACCGGCAACGCGCUGGAGUGGUCCAUCGUCGUGGGCGGUACGACAGCCGCGACGGGCAGCAGCCCGCUCCAGGGCAGCAUCAUGAACGCCAAGACGAGCUGGACGUGUGGAAAGGCGAACCUUGCCUACGACACCGACGCCGGCGAGAUGCGCAACUACGAGAUCAGCCGCGACACCUCCGCCAACGACCGCAUUUCCCCGGCGCUCGCCUUUGUGGGGCCGCACGAGAUUGCGGUGGUGCAGGUGUCGGGCUUUUUCCCCGCAGCCAACUCGUCAACUUUAGCGAAGAGCAGCUCCGCGGCUGAUGCCGUGCCUGCGGCUGUCUGCCGGCUCGACCCGGCGCGUCGCCUGGAGCACUUCAGCGUCUACCACGGCCGCGGCGCGCUCAUCGUUGUGACGCGCGAUGCGAACGGGUGGCGGUGGGUGAACAUCCUCGACAGCCGGUCCGCGAAGCCGAUGAUGCAGCCGUACGCAACACUGGACUUUGUCGGUGAGGAAAAUGUCCAGGUGCUGCUGGUGGAGAUCGACAACGUGCUGCACCUCUACUUCCUCGGCUCGAACAGCGGCGUGGUGGGCCACUUCUUUGUGGAGGCGAAUUUGGGUGCGUCGAAGGAGAGUAGCGUGCGCAAGCACCCCUGCUUUCAAGACCCACGCUAUCACUUCACACCCAGCACGUUCCGCGGCUACGGCCGAUAUCUUCCGCCGGCGCCAACACUGAAGCAGGAGACCGGCUUCUUCAAGCGGCUCAUGACGCUGCCGUGGGAGGACAUCGCCCUCAAGCUCGAGUCCGAGACGUUGCGUGCGACCAAAGCGGCGGCGUCGCUACCACCAAGCGGAAGCGCUCCUGCGCCGCCUCCUUCAGUCAGCGCUGCCGCAGCUCGUCCGGCGCAGGCGAACCCGGAAGCAGAGCGCCAUGAGCUUCUCGGCUCUCGCACUAGCAACACGAGCGCCUCCGUCUCCGCACCGCCGACUGCAGCAGCGCGGCCCGGCGGCACCACCACGGCAGCGGCACCGCUUCCAGCGCCGGCUCUGUCAGGCAGCGCUCCUGCUGAGGAGCGGGGUGGCCGGUAUGUGCAGCUGAAGGCCAUUGCAGAAAGCCAGAACGUGAGUCUCACGGAGGCACGUCGUAUGAUGAGUGAGAACGUGCGCAAGUUGCAGGAGCGCGGCGAGCGGCUCAACGAGGUUGAGAACCGCUCCGCCGAACUCGCCCAGAACGCCCUGACGUUCCAAGACCUGGCGCGUCAGCUGAAGGAAAAGCAGCGCAGCAGCUGGCUGUAG
Leptomonas pyrrhocoris is the source of this 4483-nucleotide messenger RNA. RefSeq names its product putative R-SNARE protein. The coding region runs from base 593 to 4483 and encodes 1296 amino acids. The record is from RefSeq and is a predicted model, not a curated record. NCBI's taxonomy places the organism in Eukaryota, Euglenozoa, Kinetoplastea, Trypanosomatida, Trypanosomatidae. The transcript has a single exon.